Trypanosoma cruzi is the source of this 1960-nucleotide messenger RNA. RefSeq lists its product as uncharacterized. NCBI's taxonomy places the organism in Eukaryota, Euglenozoa, Kinetoplastea, Trypanosomatida, Trypanosomatidae. The record is from RefSeq and is a predicted model, not a curated record. The annotation marks the transcript as partial. The transcript has a single exon. Gene Ontology annotation, molecular function: protein binding.
AUGUUUACAUGUCGGUUGUUGCUCCGUCGCCAUGCAGCCAUUGGCCUCACAUGCCUUCGCUUCAGCCAGAGGACCGCAUCUUUUCAGCCCUUCUCACAGAAGGAUGAGGAGGACUUGGUGCGGGUGGUGCGUACAAAGCCACGGCAUGUGUUGAAGCAUGUCCGGCAGCAAGUCUGGCGUUCACGUAAGCGGGAACUGCACUUUCGCAACACCGUCACGCACCUGAUGAUUGUUCUUCAGGAAUUUCUUCGAAAGCAAUUGAUCGACCCUGCAAGUGCCUCGCUAAUAAUGGAGGGUAUCAUGGAGGAGUGUGUCAAGUACUCGCAGCACGACAUGGCCCACCUACUCUUUCGCGCCUUCCUUCGGUUUCGGAAGUAUGGCUGCGUUAUCUCCGUGGAUGCGCUGCGCUACCUUUUUGAGUCCUACAAGGAGAACGACAGCAGUGAGCUGAUGAUCCAGCUGGCAAAUGAGAUGCGGUCCGAUCCCGCCAUGCGGCCAUUGUGCAUCGCGGCGUACCUCUUCGCCAACCAUCCGGAGGAGGCCGAUGCGCUGCAUGAGGGACUUUCUUUCAGCGACCUCACACGGGAGGACAUCGUUGCGCUUAUUGACGGCUACGACAAACUGCGCAGGACGGAGAAGAUCAUGGAGGUGCUGCAAAACGUGACGCAGCUUAAAAUAGACCCCGCCGACCUUACUGACAUAUUCCGUGCUCUCUUCCGUGUUUUUUACCAACGCGACGAUGAGGCUUCUUUCGCUGCUGUCUUUCAGGCAUCCCGUGAAAAGUCUGUCGCGUUGGAUGAGGCAACUUUUGCCAUUAUUCUUAGGCAGCGUAUGCGACACGUGACUUCUGUGGAGGAGAUUGCGGCUGUGGAGGCUGAGCUUCAGGAGAUUGGCUAUGUUCCGGAUGUCACAGGGAAUUCCAUCAUCAUUGCCGCCUACGCCCGGCUUAUUCACUUUGGCGAUCGUGGCAGCGAGGAACUCAUGCUGUCCAAGGUGGACACUCUCCUGUCCUCCAUUGAGUCUCGUCUGAAGCAAGGAGAUCCCGACAUGGAUAUCAGUGCCGCACACAUCCGCGCUGUCAUUCGUGGCUAUGGGGCAGCGGGGCGGCCCGAUUCCCUGAAGACCGCAUGGACACGUAUGCAAUACAAGGGACUCACCAACGAUGUGCGUGUGUACAAUGAAUUGCUCAAGUGGUUUGCUCUUAUGGGAAACGUGAAGGAUGUGAUUGCAUUGAAGGAGGAGAUGGAUGCGGCGGGUGUGCAUCCGGAUUCUCAAACAUAUGCAUGGACGCUUCGUGCGUUAGGGAAAUAUUAUCCUCGUCAUGUUGAAAAGCUCUACGAGGAGAUGGUGGAGAAACACGUGCGGCCGGAUGUGCAGCUGUACAACACACUGAUAGGCAUCUUUGGCGAUUUGGGCGACUUGGAACGAGUGGAGACGAUUGUGGAGGAGAUGAAGCGACGGGAGGGGUUUGGGACUUUGCAACUGACACCCGUCACAUUUGCGGUGCUCAUUCGCAUCUACGCCAAUGACUUAGCAAAGGCGGAGGCCGCGUACGCGGAGGCGAAGAAGCGAGGCCUGACAGACCAUCCGCAUGUGCAGACAAGUAUGCUUCAUGUUUACGCCAAUCAUGCGGAGGGCUCUGAGAAGCUGGAGGAGCUUCUAAAAGAAAUCUCAUCGUGGUCCACGGACAUCUUUAAUGUGCUGCUAAACAAAUACGGCAAGAGCGGCCAACGUGAGAAGGUGACCGAGUUAAUUGACAAGAUGAAGGCAGAGGGAACGGCGAUGAAUGAUGUCACCUUCGGAACCCUCAUCACCGCGUUUGCCCGCUGGGGGGACGCCGAGAAGGUACGCGAUGUCAUUCAACUGCUGAAGGAGCAUGAGGGGGAAGUUUCCGCCGCGUUUUACUCCGUCCUGGCGUCAUCUCUCAGCAGGAUGGGCGAUGUGGACGGCGUGAGCAACG